AUGGAGCUCAAGGACAACACAGUUAUUGUGGUCCUUGGUGCCUCAGGCGACUUGGCCAAGAAGAAGACUUACCCCGCGCUCUUCGGCCUUUACCGCAAUCAAUUCCUGCCCAAAGAUGUCAAAAUCGUUGGAUAUGCCCGCACCAAAAUGGACCACGAGGAGUAUUUGCGCCGGAUCAAGUCGUACAUGAAGACACCUACCAAGGAGAUUGAGCAGCAAUUGGAGGACUUCUGCGGCCUUUGCACCUACAUCUCAGGCCAGUACGACAAGGAUGAGUCUUUCCAGACUCUCAACGAUCACCUCGAGAAGCUCGAGGAGGGCCGCUCCGAGACCAACCGUGUCUUUUACAUGGCGCUGCCUCCCAGUGUCUUCACAAUCGUAUCGCAGCACCUGAAGAAGAACUGCUAUCCCUCCAAGGGCAUUGCUCGUGUCGUCGUCGAGAAGCCCUUUGGCAAGGAUCUGGCUAGCUCGCGUGAACUCCAGAAAUCGCUUGAGCCCGACUGGAAAGAGGACGAGCUUUUCCGCAUUGAUCACUACCUUGGCAAGGAGAUGGUGAAGAACAUUCUCAUCCUCCGCUUUGGCAACUCAUUCCUGGGCGCCACUUGGAACCGUCAGCACAUCGACAACGUCCAGAUCACAUUCAAGGAGCCCUUUGGCACCGAGGGUCGCGGUGGCUAUUUCGACGAGUUUGGUAUCAUCCGAGACGUCAUGCAGAACCACUUGCUGCAGGUGCUGACCCUCUUGACGAUGGAGCGUCCCAUCUCAUUCAACUCGGAGGAUAUCCGCGACGAGAAGGUUCGCGUUCUCCGCCACAUGCCCGCCAUCGAGCCCAAGAAUGUCAUUAUCGGCCAGUACGGCAAAUCGCUCGACGGGAGCAAGCCCUCGUACAAGGAAGACGACACCGUUCCCCAGGACUCGCGAUGCCCGACCUUCUGCGCUCUCGUUGCCUACAUUAAAAAUGAGCGCUGGGACGGCGUGCCUUUCAUCAUGAAGGCUGGCAAGGCUCUCAACGAGCAAAAGACGGAGAUCCGGAUCCAGUUCAAGGACGUCACAUCGGGUAUUUUCAAGGACAUUCCCCGUAACGAGCUCGUCAUGCGCAUCCAGCCCAACGAGAGUGUCUACAUCAAGAUGAACUCGAAACUCCCCGGCCUCAGCAUGCAGACCGUUGUCACCGAGCUGGACUUGACAUACCGCCGCCGUUUCUCUGACCUCAAGAUCCCCGAGGCUUACGAGUCGCUGGUCCUUGACUGUCUCAAGGGUGACCACUCCAACUUUGUCCGUGACGAUGAGCUUGAUGCCAGCUGGCGCAUCUUCACACCCUUGCUGCACUACCUGGAUGACAACAAGGAGAUUGUCCCCAUGGAGUACCCCUAUGGAUCUCGUGGCCCUGCAGUGUUGGACGACUUCACUUCAUCUUACGGUUACAAGUUCAGCGAUGCCAGUGGUUACCAGUGGCCCACCUCGACUACUCAGCAGCAGAACAACAACAACAACGGCAGCGGCAACAAGUUGUAA
This is a messenger RNA of Emericellopsis atlantica, 1515 nucleotides long. Its product is annotated as glucose-6-phosphate dehydrogenase. The transcript is spliced from 5 exons. The coding region runs from base 1 to 1515 and encodes 504 amino acids. Gene Ontology annotation, molecular function: glucose-6-phosphate dehydrogenase activity; NADP binding. Gene Ontology annotation, cellular component: cytosol. NCBI's taxonomy places the organism in Eukaryota, Fungi, Ascomycota, Sordariomycetes, Hypocreales, Bionectriaceae. The record is from RefSeq and is a predicted model, not a curated record. Gene Ontology annotation, biological process: glucose metabolic process; pentose-phosphate shunt, oxidative branch.